CGGGGGCAGGGCCCUGGGCCGGGCGCAGGCGCCGCAGCUGCGGGAGGCGUUGGGCCCGGCCUGGCGCUGAGAGCGGCCUCGGGGGGAGCGUUGAGCGGGGGCCACCGAGCCGGCCUCCUGUUCCCUGCCACCCUGGCGCUGCGCUGCAUGGACGGAGUGUUCCUGUCGCCCAACGAGGAUGAGUUCGUGGGCAGGAUCACGGAGGAGCUGGAGCACUUCAUGCUGCAAGGGCAGCACCACAGGGUGCUGCUGUUCCCUCCCCUCUCCAGCCGCCUCAGGUACCUGAUCCAUCGCACCGUGGAGAGCCUGGAUCUGCUGAGCAGCUUCUCGGUGGGAGAAGGCUGGAGGAGGAGGACUGUCAUCUGCUACUCUGCUGUCAGGCUGCCCACCGAGCCCAGACCCAGCGAGCAGAAGCCCAGCAGCAACCCCCCGCGGCUGCUCCGCCCUGCGCAGCCCUGGGGCCGGGGGGGCCGAGGCAGUCGGCAGCGGCACGGAGGGGACGUGCAUGGGGACAGCCCUCGAGCCUGCGUGGGGUCGGGCAGGAUCCAGAGGCCCCCCAGGAGGAAGCCAGACAAAGCCUUGUACGUCCCCAAGGCCAUGCGCAGGAAGGCUGAGUGGGGCCAGCAGGAGAGCCCAGCGGCAGCGCGGCCAGGAGAGCUCUGCCCCGCAGCUGCCCUUGGGGAUGCCCAGCAGGAGCUGGGCGAGGCUGAAGGUAGCUCGGAUGGAGUCUCCUUGCCCCUCGGUGCGCACCAGGAGCCUGCUGAAGAGUGCCCUCGGGGAGGCAGCGAUGGCAGCGGCGCUGAGCCUCCUGCGGGCGGCCCCGCGGGGGAGAGCAGCUGCGGGCAGGAGAGGCAGGACAGAGACUGCUCAGGUUCCCUUCCUUCUGUGCACGACAAAAGCCCAACUGCAGCUGAGGAGCAAGCUGGGAGCUGUGGCAGCGUUGUGAGCCCAGAGGGUAGCGAGGUCCUGUGCCAGCUGCAGCCUGAGGAGCAGCCCGGGCAGGAUGGCAGUGCCCAGGAGCGUGGUGAAACCUCCUCCCCGUCGGAAGGUGCCAGCAGGAGCUGCUGCCUGGGCCCCGAGGGAGCAGAGCUGAGUGCUGCUGUGUCGCUGCUGCUGGAAGCCCAAGAUAAGAGCUGUGCUGCUGCCAGCAGCCUGCAGACAGGUGCAGAAGUGUCCAAGGACUCUCUGAGUGCUGGCACACAGGAGGGAGCCUCCUCCAAACUGCAAAGCCAGGAUCGAGAGUGCCCCAGGGGUGUCCAGCUGGAGGCUGACCACAACCCCCUAGAAGCCCCAAAUGAGCCUUUGGCUGUGCCUGAACCAGAGCCAUCAGCUGCUGAGGAGCAGAAGCAGCCCUGGGUGGAUGCUCCUGGGCAGAACCAGAGUGGGAAGGUGCCUGUGGCAGAAGAGGAGGACAAGGAAGCUCCAGGCCUGUGGGAUGAGCUGCAUUUGCCUGCAGGAGAGAAAGAGCAGGGCAGAGGCAGCCCUGGGUGGAGCAGCCCCGAGGAUGACUGCACUGCAGAGCUCCUGGCAGAGAUCGUGGGGAACUUAACUGUGAAGGACAUCAGCAUUGAGAGGCUCAACUUGGACUAUUCCAGCUAUGGGAGUGCCCAGCUCAACGAGGGGGAUUUUGGCCAUGUCACUGAGAUUUAUGACUUCUCCCCAUCCAUGAAGACAGAGCAGCUGUUGGAAGUGUUCUCAGACUUCCAUGAGAGUGGCUUCAAAAUCCAGUGGGUGGAUGACACACAUGCCCUGGGGAUCUUCUCCAGCCUGUCCACAGCAUCUCAAGCCCUGGGACGUCGCUACCCUGCGUUAAAGAUCCGACCCCUGAUCCAUGCCACGAAGCAGUCCAAAGCCAAGGCACUCCAGAGGCCAAAACUCCUUCACCUUGCAAAAGAAAGACCUCAGACCGACACUGUGGUGGCCAAGAGGUUGGUGAGCAGGGCUCUGGGCUUGAAGAACAAGCAGCAGGCUGCUGAUGGUGGCUCAGGCACGGAUGUGAUGCUGCCAGAAAGCUUGGAGCAAGAGGAAUGAAACCAUCCCAAGCUCAAAAACAGAGCAAAGAUGUCUGGAGGAGGAGGAGGGCUGUGAAAUUUCAUCUGCAUGCAGAACACUGUUUGAGUUGCCAUGAGGAUGUUCUCUCUUGGAAAGAAAAGGUUGGGAAGGGACAAAGUUUGCUGUUUAAAUGAGAAUCUUGAGCUCAAGAGCCAAGGUUGCUGUCAGCUCUUCCUUAGCAUCUUGCCCUGCUCUCUUUUCAUCUCAUCCCUUGCAAAUAGCAAGGAUAAAGCCUGCUCUGGAAGCUUCAAAUUCCAUUAGGUUAAGAGAAUUGGAUCUUGGUGGUCAAACUUCAGCUGAGCAUCUGCAGGAGGCACCAACAGAAAGAGCUGUUUAAUGUUUACUUGGUUGUAAUGUUACUGUUAAAGCUGUUCCCCAGCAGGGAGGAGCAGUGAAUAAAGCAAGUUUCAGGGUU
Pogoniulus pusillus (Red-fronted tinkerbird) is the source of this 2467-nucleotide messenger RNA. RefSeq names its product R3H domain and coiled-coil containing 1 (gene R3HCC1). Gene Ontology annotation, molecular function: nucleic acid binding. The record is from RefSeq and is a predicted model, not a curated record. Bases 148 to 2031 code for a protein of 627 amino acids. Lineage: Eukaryota; Metazoa; Chordata; Aves; Piciformes; Lybiidae. The transcript is spliced from 8 exons.